GCCUGUAACUCCCUCGUCUUCUAGUCAUCUCUUUCGCUCAGCUCUGUGAUUCAGAGCCAAAAUUCAAAAACCCUAAAAUCAAAACCCUUCCACUUUCUCAGACAAUGAACUCUUUCACUCUUUGUGUAUCUUAAACCAGAACAAGCCCUACUAACCCUUGAACUGGUUCUAAAACCCUAGUUUUUGCUUCUUUCUAUCACUGAGUCCUGAAUCAAAUUACGACAAUGACGAAGGUGUACGGCACUGGGGCGUACGAUUUCAAGCGUCACCAUGUUGCCGAGUACCCAGUGGAGUCGCAGCACCAGCUGGCUGAUAAGCCGGUGGAGUCCAAACCCGGUUCGACGCUUCCCAGCUCGAUAACGUUGUCGGAGAUUCAGCAGGACCGGCUCACGCAACUUGCCAUGGAGAAUUGGUCUAAAGCUGGUGAAGCAGCGAAGUCGAAGAAGCCGUUCAACCCGGAGCUGGUGAAGGAGAUUUAUGAGACGGAGUUGUUGGUUAAAGAAGGUCAGAGAAAGCCCGUCCCUUUGCAGAGAGUUAUGAUUUUGGAGGUUAGUCAGUAUUUGGAGAACUAUCUUUGGCCGAAUUUCGAUCCCGAGACUGCGACCUUCGAGCAUGUGAUGUCGAUGAUAAUCAUGAUUAAUGAAAAGUUUCGAGAAAAUGUAGCAGCUUGGGUUUGUUUUUAUGAUCGGAAAGAUGUGUUUCAGGGUUUUCUUCAGAGGGUUCUUCGUCUUAAGGAGGGAAGAGAACUAAGUAUCGCAGAGAAGACAAAUUAUUUGGUCUUCAUGAUUAAUGCAUUUCAGAGUUUGGAAGAUGAGGUUGUCAGUGAGACAAUCCUUAGAUUGGCAAGUUUGCCAACUUGGCACAGUUUGUCCUAUGGUAGAUUUCAGAUGGAGCUUUCUUUGAACACGGAUUUGAUCAAGAAAUGGAAGAGAAUGCUAAAAAGGGAGGCCAAGGAAGUUGCGAAACGAGGAGAGCCUUUUGAUCCCGUAAAUAUGCCUGAAGUGAAGUUUUUGAGAUGUCUCAUUGAGGAAUUUCUUGAGAUACUUGAUUGCAAAGUUUUUCCCUCAGAGCAGAGUAUCAAUGGAGAUACUUAUAAAAUUGGUCAGGUUGGUGAUGCAUGUAUCUUGUACUGCGAGAGAUUUAUGGAAUUUCUAAUUGACCUUUUGAGCCAGCUGCCAACAAGGAGGUACUUGAGGCCUCUUGUUGCUGAUGUUGCUGUUGUUGCAAAAUGCCACUUAAGUGCUCUUUAUAGACAUGAAAAGGGAAAACUCUUUGCACAACUUGUGGAUUUGCUACAGUUUUAUGAAGGCUUUGAGAUUAAUGAUCAUGUUGGAACACAGCUGACUGAUGAUGAGGUGCUUCAGUCUCACUAUGAUCGCCUGCAAUCUUUCCAACUACUUGCUUUUAAAAAGGUUCCCAAGUUAAGGGACCUUGCGCUGGCUAACAUUGGUGCAAUUAACAAGCGUAAUGAUCUCUCCAAGAAAUUGUCUGUACUUUCUUCUGAUGAAUUGAAGGAUUUGGUUUGUCACAAGCUCAAAUUGGUGUCAACAGAUGAUCCUUGGUCCAAUAGGGGUGAUUUUCUCAUUGAAGUCAUGGUUUCCUUUUUUGAGAAGCAACAGUCUCAAAAAGAAGCCAUAAAUGCUCUUCCACUUUACCCUAAUGAACAGAUUAUGUGGGAUGAAAGCGUUGUUCCUAGCAUUAAUUACUCGGGAGAGGGUUGUCUGGCACUUCCAAAACUUAAUUUACAAUUUCUAACACUUCAUGAUUAUCUUUUGAGAAAUUUCAAUCUCUUCCGUCUUGAAUCAACAUAUGAAAUUCGUGAGGAUAUUCAAGAAGCUGUCCCACAUCUUCUGGCCUAUAUUAAUAAUGAAGGAGAAACUGCUUUUCGUGGCUGGUCAAGGAUGGCUGUUCCAAUUAGAGAAUUUAAAAUUGCUGAGGUAAAGCAGCCAAACAUUGGAGAAGUUAAACCAUCUUCUGUAACAGCAGAAGUCACUUUUAGCAUUUCCAGUUAUAAAGCACAGAUAAGAUCAGAAUGGAAUUCUCUUAAGGAGCAUGAUGUUCUGUUUCUACUUUCUAUCCGCCCUUCAUUUGAGCCUCUAAGUGCAGAAGAAGCUGCCAAGGCUAGUGUCCCACAAAGACUUGGCCUUCAAUAUGUACGGGGGUGUGAAGUUAUUGAGAUGCGUGAUGAGGAGGGAACUUUAAUGAAUGAUUUUACUGGAAAAAUUAAACGGGAUGAAUGGAAGCCUCCAAAAGGGGAACUGAGAACUGUAACUGUAGCAUUAGAUACAGCACAAUACCACAUGGAUGUAAGCAAUAUCGCUGAGAAAGGUGAAGAAGAUGUUUAUGGGACUUUUAAUAUAUUGAUGAGGAGGAAGCCUAAGGAGAACAACUUCAAAGCUAUUUUAGAAUCUAUAAGGGAUCUUAUGAAUGAGUAUUGCAUCGUUCCUGACUGGUUGCACAAUAUAUUUCUGGGUUACGGGAAUCCUUCUGCAGCACAAUGGACUAAUAUGCCUGAUCUUUUGAAAACAGUGGAUUUCAAAGAUACUUUUCUUGAUGCAGAGCAUUUGAAGGAAAGUUUUCCAGAUUAUCAGGUUUGUUAUACGAAUUCAGAUGGUACAGAAAAUUUGGAUCCUAGACCUCCUUUCAGAAUUACUCUUCCCAAGAUGUUGAAAAGCAGCACUCAUGCUCUUCCAGGGAAUAAGAAGUCUACAGCUGAUUCAAAGAAUGAUGUUUCCAUGGUAAAUGCUGAUAGUGAGAAAGAGAAACUUUUUGUUGAGGCAUACACCCCUCCUGACCGUGGUCCUUAUCCCCAAGAUCAACCGAGACUGAACUCAGUUAGAUUUACCCCCAUACAGAUUGGAGCAAUCAUCUCAGGAGUUCAGCCAGGACUAACGAUGGUUGUGGGUCCACCUGGUACAGGAAAGACUGAUACUGCUGUGCAGAUCCUGAAUGUUCUAUAUCAUAAUUGUCCUACUCAGAGAACAUUGAUAAUUACUCAUUCCAACCAGGCCCUUAAUGACCUUUUUGAGAAGAUAAUGCAGAGGGAUGUGCCUGCUCGCUAUCUUCUUCGACUUGGUCAAGGAGAACAAGAGCUUGCAACUGAUCUUGAUUUCAGCCGACAAGGUCGUGUGAAUGCAAUGCUUGUAAGGCGGCUAGAAUUACUCGGUGAAGUGGAGAGGCUGGCAAGAUCUCUCCAACUCCCCGAGGAUGUUGGUUAUACCUGUGAAACAGCUGGGUACUUUUGGCUGCUUCAUGUGUACUCCCGCUGGGAGCAAUUUCUGGCCGCUUGUGCUGAGAAUGAAAAUAAACCAUCGUUUGUUAAGGAUCGCUUUCCAUUCAAGGAGUUCUUUUCCAACACAGCUCAUCCAGUCUUUACUGGGGAGUCAUUUGAUAAAGACAUGUGGGCUGCUAAAGGAUGCUUUAGUCAUCUCAAGACUAUGUUCCAAGAACUUGAAGAGUGUAGGGCAUUUGAAUUACUCAAAUCAACAGCUGAUCGAGCAAAUUAUUUGAUGACAAAGCAGGCCAAGAUUGUUGCCAUGACUUGCACUCAUGCAGCUUUAAAGAGGAAAGACUUUCUUCAGUUGGGCUUCAAGUAUGACAACUUGCUUAUGGAAGAAAGUGCCCAGAUUUUGGAGAUUGAAACAUUCAUUCCAAUGUUGCUCCAGAGGCAGGAAGAUGGUUAUGCACGGCUUAAACGAUGCAUUCUGAUCGGUGACCAUCAUCAAUUGCCUCCUGUUGUUAAGAACAUGGCUUUCCAGAAGUAUAGCCACAUGGAUCAAAGUCUCUUUACAAGAUUUGUUCGUCUUGGUAUUCCUUAUAUUGAACUUAAUGCCCAGGGUAGAGCUCGGCCGAGCAUUGCAGAACUUUACAACUGGAGGUACAGAGAUUUGGGAGACCUUUCAUUUGUUAAAGAGGGUGCAAUAUUUCAGAGAGCAAAUGCUGGGUUCUCAUACGACUAUCAAUUGAUAGAUGUCCCAGACUAUCACGGUAAGGGUGAGACUGCCCCUUCACCUUGGUUCUACCAAAAUGAAGGAGAGGCUGAGUAUAUUGUCAGUGUUUAUAUAUACAUGCGCUUACUAGGGUAUCCUGCAAAUAAAAUUUCUAUUUUGACAACAUACAAUGGACAGAAGCUCUUGCUUCGUGAUGUUAUAAAUCGACGUUGUGUUCCAUAUGACUUCAUCGGUCCUCCUAGCAAGGUUACAACAGUUGAUAAGUUUCAAGGUCAGCAGAAUGAUUUUAUAUUGCUCUCACUCGUGCGUACUCGGUUUGUUGGUCACCUUCGUGAUGUUAGAAGAUUGGUUGUUGCCAUGUCUCGUGCUCGACUUGGCCUGUAUGUGUUUUGUCGCCGCUCUUUGUUUGAGCAGUGCUAUGAACUUCAACCCACAUUUCAACUUCUACUUCAGAGGCCUGACCGCCUUGGGCUUAAUUUAAGCGAGAUUUCAUCAUACACAGAACGCCAUGUAGAAGACACUGGUCCCACACAUUUUGUCAGUAGUGUCGAUGAGAUGGUUACCAUCUACCAGCAGCUUUAUCAGGCAAAGUUCACACCUUAUCCGGGACAAGCAGCUCUAACAACAGGGGUGUUUGAGGAGCAGAAUAACCAUCAAAAUGCAACAUCCUGGCCCAAUGGCAUGGAAGUUGAAGCGCCAACUGCCGAAAAUGGUGCAGCAGAAAAUAAUCCAACAGAUGAAAGCAUGUCCGAAGCAGCUGAAGCACCAAACUCUGAAAAGGGUGCACCUGAAAAUGUACCAGAUGAAAGCAACAUGAAAGAAGACUCUGAAAAUGGUGCACCUGAAAAUGUACCAGAUGAAAGCAACAUGAAAGAAGACUCUGAAAAUAGUGCACCUGAAAAUGUACCAGAUGAAAGCAACAUGAAAGAAGACUCUGAAAAUGGUGCACCUGAAAAUGUACCAGAUGAAAGCAACAUGAAAGAAGACUCUGAAAAUGGUGCACCUGAAAAUGUACCAGAUGAAAGCAACAUGAAAGAAGACGCAAAAUCAAAUGGUCCGAAUGAGGAUUUACCGCCCGAGAGCCAUUUGAAUGGGGAGAUGGAUGAUAAUCCUGAAAGUGAUUCUCACGGAGCCAACACGGAAGAAUAGAUUGGUUUUUGGUGAUUUGCCGACAGACAUUUCGUUUUUCCCAAACUGCCAUUCAUCAGGAUUGGGAACUGUAGCCUCGAGCCCACUCCAUACCAACCAGACAGUGCAAUUGAUAUGAUUACAACCGAAAUUAAGCUCCUAAAGUUCAAAACUCAUAAAAUGGUACAGGUACACAAAUGAUUACUUGCUGUUUAGGUUGGAAAGCAAGAAUGGUGAGGACUCAAAAUCUUCUAAGCAGGCAUUACUUUGUUCCUAACUUACAAUUCUCUUCUUUGAAAAGAAUAUGAUAGAUAUAGGUGUGAAAACAAUUUACGAUUCUCUAUGCAGGCCAGAGCUUUUUUGUUAUGCUAUAGGGUGCUAAUAGUUACCUACCUUUGUUGUACUCGAAAUUAAAAAAAUCGAGCGUUCCAAGUUGGUUAUGAAUAAUACUAGUCGACCACAAGAGGUUCUUGCCAAUGUGUUUGUUGGACAUCUCUGUAAGUAGAAAGAACUAAAAAAAAUGUGGAAUAUUCCUUCACAUAUCCUUUUUUGUAGCCCAGUCUCUUAUCUUAACUUUUUAUAGCUAAUUAUGUACUAUUCAAUUCAUAAAAGUUUUGCUAGAACAGACGGUUAUUUCUCUCAGAACUUUUCAAGUAUGUAAUGUGUUUGUGACUGAUGAAGCAUCAUCAUUCAUUUCCUAGCAAAUUCAAGAUCAAUAUUUUUGUUGUAUAAAA
Molecule: messenger RNA, 5812 nt
Organism: Humulus lupulus (European hop)
Lineage: Eukaryota; Viridiplantae; Streptophyta; Magnoliopsida; Rosales; Cannabaceae
Exons: 14
Coding region: 225-5099 (1624 amino acids)
Biological process (GO): mRNA splicing, via spliceosome
Cellular component (GO): catalytic step 2 spliceosome
Molecular function (GO): mRNA binding; helicase activity
Source: RefSeq, a predicted model, not a curated record